Molecule: messenger RNA, 1125 nt
Organism: Cornus florida
Lineage: Eukaryota; Viridiplantae; Streptophyta; Magnoliopsida; Cornales; Cornaceae
Exons: 1
Coding region: 1-1125 (374 amino acids)
Source: RefSeq, a predicted model, not a curated record
AUGGUUAAACAAUUACAGACAGAUAACCUCUGUGUUGUCUAUGGUAGCGACAUCACCGAUCCCUCUACCAUCCUGUAUGAACUCUCCAGUAGUGUUUAUACCAGUAACUCGUCUAGUACCACCCCCAGCGAUACAAACGACGAGGCAACAGAUAUUGAAAAUAUCUGCAUGAUGAACGUUACUCCUUCCCUCCCAGAAGAGAACACGAACAUCAAACUUAGUGACAUCAUUGGAGAUGAAGUUCAGUUCACAAACGAACAACUGAUUCAGUUCGAUAAACUCCAACGGAUCAAAAAAGAAGAAGUCUACAAAACUUCACGAUUUGCCAUCUUUUCCAAACGAAUUUUAGAACAAUUCAGUGGAAAUACAACAAUUGACUAUACAGCAAAUGGUCAAUGUGGUUUUAAUAUCCUCAGCAAGGAUAAGAUUGAGCGCUGGAAACAACAAAAUCCUAUCGCUCGUUAUAUUCAUAUUGGACUAGUGCAAAUCAAGAUCACUUCGCUGUUUCGACGUGGCACUGAUCAACCACUCAUUGCACUCCUCAUGGACAAUCGUUUUCAUAAACCCGUUGAUGCACUUAUUGGCGGUGUUCAAUCGAAUUUGGUUAACAACCUCAUCUGGUUUAAAAUCAAACCAAAUUUUUUCAUUUCACUGACAGACCCAAACAUCGAAAAGGUCCUCCAAGUUAAACUCCAAUUGUCCAAACUACAAAUGGAUUGUGAUUCCCCUAGCCUUGGAAUCCAGUGGAAAGUGCUCUAUGAACUCACUAGAGAACCCGAAACUGCUACCGUUCCUACACUUGACUCAAAACUAGUCACCUUGUUUGAACCGCGACCUUUUGAUACCAUAAUUGAGCCUAAACUUCUCAAUUGGACAGAUCUUGAGAUCCCUAAAACUUGGUUAUUUGAUAACAUCAAUUCUGUACCCAAGUUACGUAUCACAGAACCCACUGUGGCUACAAUACACGCCUCCGGCUCCAAUCUUUAUAUUAUAAAUAAAGCAAAACCGCCUCAGCUACAACGCUCUGUUUGUGACAGUCAUUCCAGGUUUCAUAGAUACCAGGCUGGUGACCCGCAAAAACCACAAACCAUUUGUUUGGUUGUGAUGGAGUUGGCUUGGAUAUAG